AAUGCCAACUGCUCUCACCACUAGCUGAAGAAACAGCUCCGUGGGCCUGGGAGAGGGACCUCUGGUUAUGCAGCUUGGGGCUUCGUGCAGAAACGAAGCACCAGCAGAAUCGUCUUCAAAUGAAAUGAUGACCCCUUUCUUUCAGUUACUUCCCUACCAAAAAUCAGACGACUGCUCUAAGGAGGAAACACUAACCAUUAAACAGUAACCAUUAAGGAACCAAUUUACGUGACAAAGCGAAUCAGUCAGACCUCCAGCCACCUGGCUUCUUGACCCCCCCCCCCCCCCCCCGGGCCUAGAGGGCAAUUGCUGAUUUACACCUUGUAAAUGUAUCACUACACUACAUCCCACGAGUGCCGUGGCGUGUUGUGUGUGUGCACGCUCGUUCAGACUCGCAGUGAGAGUGACAAGGAUACUGACCCUCUUCUAGGAACCAGGAGCUGUUCUGGGUGCUGUGCAUGAACGAACCCUUGCAUCCUCACAGCGCCCCCGGAGGGGAGGUGCUGUUUCCACUCUGGCUUUCUUUCACAGGCUGGUGAGAUGGAGGUGCAGAAGAGAGUGGCGGGGACCUGCCCAAGGUCACCCAUCGUGCGCGGGGCCGAGCUGGGGCUGGAACUCAGGCAGCCAGGCUCCCUGCGCCAGACUGCUGCUGCCUCUAUAAGAAAAUGAGGAAAAGAAAGGAACAGCUGCCGGGUAUCAUUUCUCCCCUAGAUGAUGAAACUGCUUUACGAACGGCAGUCUCCACUCUGAUGGGGUCACAAACCCACGCUUUCAUCUCCCGAAUGGGCUGUGUGGAAAGGCAGGAGGAGCGGGGUGGAAAGGGAAGCGGAGGGUACAAAAACCUGUAGCCUGGGUGCUCAGCUCCGAGGGUUGGCGCAUGAGCCCACAGCGAGCCGUGCGACCCCAAGGCAAGAGGCAGCGCGCUGGGACCCCAGAACCAAACUGUAACCAGGCGCGUUUCAGGAGGCAGGCCCUGGCUCUGCAGAUCGGGAGGGAUUCCGAGAUCCGUUGCGGUAUUACGCUGGAGCAGCGCCGUGCCACAGGCUCAGCCAAUCGACCAGCUCCCAGGAUUGUCUUCCAGUUGCUAGACUACACCGCUUUCCAGUACAUUAUUUGGAAUACAAAAAAACCCCUAAAAUCUGUUUGGUGUGGUCAGGAGUUAGUGGAAGAAGCCAAAAAAGGAGAGAGCUCGACACCCCUGGGCUCAGCCACUCGGAGCAGCCCUCCACCCACCACCACUCAAAGGGUGAUGAGGCCAGUUGGUGACACUGAGGGAAUUGCACUCGGACACGCGUGCAGAGACAUGCAAAAGACCACCACGCUCCCUGUACCGUCUGCAGUAUGGAGUCCAGUGAGGCCAGGAGCCUGUCACCGGUGGGAACAUCCACAGGGGAAGAGGAGACGCAAGAUUGGCCGCCUCGGGAAACUUGGAAACAACGCAGACCCACAAACCACGACCAUCGGCUGCUCUCAGGCAUGGUUCCGGGCACAGGAUGUGAUGUGUCAGCCGGCCGCGAUUGGCCUGCAAGCCAUGAUUCAUGGCGGCAGCCAGCAGGGCGUGGGGCGAGACAAUGCACCCCCGGGGCUGGAUGACGCUCCUUCCGACGUGCCGGUCCUCCGCAGGGCCCCAGACAGCACUGUGAUGAUCGUGGACGUUCACUGA
Molecule: messenger RNA, 1663 nt
Organism: Zalophus californianus (California sea lion)
Lineage: Eukaryota; Metazoa; Chordata; Mammalia; Carnivora; Otariidae
Exons: 5
Coding region: 878-1663 (261 amino acids)
Source: RefSeq, a predicted model, not a curated record